GAAAACUGGAUUUUAUAGUUUAUACUCUGUAAAUCUUGGGAGACAUAUACACUUGCAUUUAGUUUUUUCUGUUACUGAUCAUGCCAAUUAGUUCUUUUGUAGAUACCUAUAUAUGGAGAGAGAUUUAGAGGAAAAUUUAAUUUGUGAAUCUGUAAUGAAAAAAGUAUUAUCAACUUUUAUAUUCUAGAUGGUCUACUUUUUAUCCAUGGAAUUUUUUAUGGGUCGUACACUGAAGAAUACAAUGCUUAACGUAGACACAGCAGAAGCUCUGGAUGAAGCAAUGUAUCAACUUGGUUUGGAUAUUGAAGAAUUGGAAGAAAUGGAAUGCGAUGCAGGACUUGGCAAUGGUGGUUUGGGUCGACUGGCUGCAUGUUUUCUUGACUCAAUGGCUACAAUUGGUUUAGCAGCUUAUGGUUACGGAAUACGUUAUGAAAAUGGCGCUUUUCAUCAGAUGAUAAAGGAUGGAUGGCAGGUUGAAGAACCGGAUGAAUGGUUACUUUAUGGUAAUCCUUGGGAGAAAGAACGCCCUGAAUUCACUCGCAUAGUUCAGUUUUACGGUAGAGUUAUGCGCAAUCAUUUAGAUCAAUGUAAAUGGGUUGACACAGAAACAAUAUGUGCCCUACCUUAUGAAGUUCCUAUACCUGGAUAUCGUAAUCAGACAUGUAAUACGCUUAGAUUAUGGUCCGCUAAGGGCAGGAAAUACUUUGAUACGAAAAUUAUUCAUAACAAUGAUUAUAUAAAUGCUAUACUUGGCCGUAAUGAAGCUGAAAAUAUUUCUCGUGUUCUUUAUCCAAUUGAAAGUGCAUUCGAAGGUAAAGAAUUGCAAUUAAAACAAGAAUACUUUCUUGUAUCCGCUACAUUGCAAGAUAUACUGUAUCAGUUUAAAUCAUCUUAUCCAACUUAUGAACUAUUUGAAUUACCAAAUAAAGUUGUAAUUCAUAUCAAUGAUACACAUCCGGCAUUAGCUAUUCCUGAACUAUUGAGGAUUCUAGUUGAUAUAGAGUGUAUGGAUUGGAUUGAUGCAUGGGAUAUAUGUUCACGUGUAUUUACUCAUACAAAUCAUGUAUCACAAGUAGAAUGUUUAAAGUAUUGGCCAUUAGAUAUGCUUCAACGUGUUCUACCUAGACAUGUGGAAAUUAUACGCAAUAUCGAUUAUCAUUUUAAAAGUGUCAUAAACAGAAGGUGGCCAAGUGACGAAAAUCGAUUCCAACGUAUGUCGAUAUUUCAAGAGAUCAAUGAACCUGUUGUUAGUAUGGACCAUUUAUGCAUAAUUGGAUCACAUUUUGUCAAUGGUGUUUCAAUUUUUCAAACGAACCAUUUAGUAAAUACCUUAUUUAAGGAUUUUGCCGAUUUAUGGCCAUCGAAAUUUACCAAUAAGACAAAUGGUAUUAGUCCGAGACGUUGGUUAUUGGUAUGUAAUCCAGGCCUAACCGAUCUUAUUCGAAACACCAUACAAUCUGACGACUGGGUAAAAAAUCUUAUAAUGUUGAAUCGAUUGAAAGAAAAAUUAAAUGAUGCGAAUUUUCGAAAUCGCCUUAUAUUAAUUAAACAAGACAAUAAAAAUCGAUUUGUUGCUUAUAUGCAACAGCAUAGAAAUAUUCAAUUAAAUCCAAGUUCCAUUUUUGAUGUUCAUGUAAAACGUGUUCUAGAAUACAAGCGUCCACUCCUACCAUGUUUAUAUGCUAUAACUAUGUAUAACCGUUUAAGAGCAAAUCCUGAAAUGAAAAUGUGUCCUAGGACAAUUAUUAUUGGUGGUAAAGCUGCGCCUGGAUACCACAUGGCUAAAAUGAUUAUAAAACUAAUUAAUUCAGUUGCAAGAAUAAUUGAUUUCGAUCCAAUUACAACGGGUAAACUUAAACUUAUAUUUUUACGAAACUAUCGGGUCAGUUUAGCUGAACGUAUUAUACCCGCAACAGAUUUAUCUGAACAAAUUCCGUGUGUUGGAACAGAAGCAUCAGGAACAGGGAAUAUGAAGUUUAUGUUGAACGGUGCAUUAACUAUUGGAACGAUGGAUGGGUCAAAUAUUGAAAUAUUUCAAGAAGUUGGUCACUCAAAUGCAUUUGUCUUUGGUCGUACUAUUGAAGAAGUCAAUUAUUUGCGGAAAACAGGAUAUAAUCCAAUGAGAUAUGUAUCUUCCAAUCCAGAACUUCGUUUGUGCUUAGAUCAAAUACGUGAUGGUUAUUACUGUCCAAAUGAACCUGAUUUGUUUAAAGAUCUAUAUAAUAAGCUAGUUACAGAAGAUAAAUUUAUGGUAUGCGCAGAUUAUGGUGAUUAUAUGCGUGCUCAGGCUGAAGUUGAAUCAGCAUACAAGGAUGAAGUAAAAUGGUCAAAAAUGGUUCUAAUGAAUAUAGCUGCAGCUGGAAAAUUUUCCUCUGAUCGUACAGUACGUGAAUAUGCACGUGAUAUUUGGAGAGUAGAUCCAGUUAUUGUAAAAGAAUCUAUAAAAUAUAAUUCAGAAAAUAUUAACAAUCCAAGAUUCUGUUCCAAUAAUUAAAGUUAAUUUGUUUUUUAUUACAAAAAAUGUUGGUUAUAAAAAAUUUGUUUGUUUUGUUAUGAUUUUUUCCAAUGAAAAACUUUUCUUUUUUUAAAGAAAAAAAAAUUCAUCCAGUUGGUGAUGUGCAAUUAUUUUUAGAAAGAUUAUUUCUAAAACUACAUUUCGUCUAUAUUUUAAACUCAACUCAUUUAUACAAUGAUUAUUGACUAAUAUUAUUUUGUUUAAACAAAACCCUGUUUUAAAAAGAAAUAUAUAUGUAGAAUGUGUUUACUUGGUUAAUGAAAUCUCAGUGAUUGUUUUAUACAUUAUGGUUGUGUUAUCAAAUUUAGUUGUUAUCGGAGUUGAAUAUGAUUGGAUUUGUUUCUUGUUUUGUUUUUGAUAUUAAGAGUUUUAUUGUUAUGGGGCAAAUUAAACUUCAUAGACUUUCUCUCUCUCACUCAUAUGAGCUAAAUAGUUUAUUUAAAUUCUGAUAAAUGUAAAUUGAUUGUUUUAUUUUGUUUUAAAUGAAUUUUUUUUGGAAACAGAUGAGUCGAAUGAGUGAUUAAAUGGUUGCCUUAGUGAUUUAGUUGUUUAAUUUUCAUUACAGAUUUUUUUUCUUUUUAUGCAUUGUGUAUUAUGAAUCUUUCUACUUAUAGAGGAAAAUAUAUCUGAUUAACUUUUUAAUUUGACUUCAUUUAUAAAUUUUAAUGUAUUUCAAAAGUGAGUCAUUAACUUAAUUGAACUAACCGCAAAUCAUUUUAUCAAUUUAGAUCGACACUGUUUAUUGGCUUUUAAUGUAAAUUUUAUGUGAUUAUCAUUGCUUUUCGAAGUGUGUAUUGGAAGUGCCACAACAAUCAUUUUCAUGAGAUAGAUAUACCGUAACUUCUUAGUUUUAUUCUAUCUUAGCUAUUAUUUUACCGACAGGUUACUUUCUAUUUAAUUGUCAAUGAUGUAUUCAUUUAAUUCAACAAAUUGUAUUUUUUUAAGAGGAAAAUUAGUUUGUAUAUAGUUAGGGAGAAGAUAAUAUGAUACCAUAAAUUCUGCAAAUUCUUGAAGUUUUAUUCUUGUUUCAUUGAAACAUUACGAUGUUUCAUGUAGUUUACCCAUCCUAUUGUGCUUUCAAUAGACCCAGACUAUUCACAGCAGAUGUUUGAUUGAGAAUUCUUUGUUGUAGAAUAUGACAUGAAUAUUUCGGAGAUUAUUACUUAAUGUUAUGAUAUUCAAAAGUUAUUGUAUAAAGUGUAUGUUGCUUUCGUGUAUGUAUUCUCUUCAUACUUUUAUGUAGUUACAUCAUUACUUAAUAGAUAGAUUAUCGAGUGGUCACUUUUUCAUUCAUUCCAAUCAUUUAUAUCUCUUUAAGGCUUCGUAUCAGAGUUUUUAAAGUCAGUCAAAUAUAACCGAGUAUGCGUAACAGACAAUAACAAUUCCCUAGAAAUCUUAUAUUUAUUAAAUUAUAGUUCAUCGGGAUUUGAAGCAUUUAAAAUCACAAGACCCAACAAAGUAAUAACCAAAUGCGAUAAAAACUAUUUUGAGUACGAUGAUUUUUCAUUGAAAUUAAAAGGUUUUCAGCUUUCUUAUAAAAGAUGAAAUCAUGCGGAACUUCGGGGAAGUCGUACUUACUCUUCCUCACUCCUGUUACUCCCAAUUGAGAAUAGGUUGCCGACCAGCAUUCUCCACCCAGCCUUUCUACUUCUAUCCAAUUCUCUUCAUGUCUGUCUCCGUUUCUCGGCGUAAUGUGUUCUUUGGUCUUCCUCUUUUCCUUUGGCCUUGAGGAUUUCAUGUGAGGGCUUGUCUUGUGACGCAGGUGGGGGCGGGAUUCAGUAUGCAUUUAUUAAAUCACAUAAAUAGUUUGAAGAAAAAUAAGAUAUGUUGGUUCUUUCUAGAAGAAAUAAUUUUCCAUACCUGCAUUCACCUUGAAGAUUCAUAAGGUUAUCCUAACGAUCCUCGAUAAACUAACAGGAUUAAUGAUAUAUUCGUAGUGUAUUAUGAAUGCACUACUAAGUCAUAUCUGUAUUCUUAGUCAGAAAUAUCUUUUACAAGAUCACAGCUUUACUCGAGUGCUAAAUUAAUGUGAUAAUGGAUAGCUCCUGAAUUAAAUAACUUUGCUAUUGAGAAGCGGAGAAGUUGCUCUAUCGAAGACCACAAAUCACUAUGAACAAAAAAUAGUUUAAGUUUCUGUAUAGGUUUUUCCCUUCAUAAAGAUUGUAUUUCUAUUUUUAGUUGAUUCGAUAACUAACCAAUGUUCUCCUCAUUUGUUUGUAGUGAAUAACAAUAUAUUGCGCUCUAUAAUUUAACUCCUUUCAUAUAAUUAUAUUUCAUAAAACAGAUAAAUAUAUGAAUACUGAAUA
This is a messenger RNA of Schistosoma mattheei, 4821 nucleotides long. Lineage: Eukaryota; Metazoa; Platyhelminthes; Trematoda; Strigeidida; Schistosomatidae. The record is from the annotation of a GenBank genome assembly.